AUGGGCUACCUCACCCCGGCCAACGAGGCGGCGGACCCGCUCCUGUUGCGCAGCCGUGUCGUCAACGAGCAGGAGCUGAGACGCAGGCCGAGCAAGGGUCACUUCAAAGACAAGAAGAUCAAGAAGCACUACGAGAAGCAGAACGCCCUCAUCGAGAAUCUGCUCAAGCCCAUCUCCAAGCAUGCGAGCGAGAACGAAGACGAGGCAGAGGCAGCCAGCAAGAUGGUCAAGAUCAUGAUCUAUGCCAACAUCUAUGCCAACUUUGCCCUGGCCGCACUGCAGCUCUACGCCGCCAUCUCAUCGCUCUCCCUCUCGCUCUUUGCCACGGCAGCCGACAGCGUCUUUGACCCUUUUGCCAAUGUGAUCCUCAACUGGCUCCACCGCAAAUCCGAGAAUCUCGACGAACGUAAGUGGCCCAUCGGCGGCUCCCGCCUCGAAAAUGCCGGCAACAUUGCCUACGCCAGCAUAAUGGGCAUGGUCUCGGUCGUUCUCAUCGUUGAAUCGGCAAGGGAUAUUGGCACGCAUAAAGCCAGCGACGUGGAGAAGCUCUACGUUCCUUCGUUGAUUGCUGUCGGUGUCGCAUUUAUCACCAAGGCCGUCUUGGGCUUCUUCAACUACAUUCUCAGAAGGCACUCGAGCCAGCUCGACAUGCUCUGGGAAGACUGCCGAAAUGACCUUUUCAUCAAUGGCUUCGGUAUCUUCACCUCGGCGGCCGGUGCCAAGAUUGUCUGGUGGCUCGAUCCCGCGGGCGCCAUGAUCAUCUCCUUUGGCAUCAUCUUUGCCUGGACUCGCACCGCAUACGGCCAGUUCCGCGAGCUCUGCGGCGUGUCUGCCCCCGUCGAGUUCCUGCAGCUGUGCACCUACAACGCCCUGCACAUCCACUUCCAGCACAUUGAAAUGGUCGACUCGGUCAAAGCCUAUCACUCGGGUCCCAAGUACAUCGUCGAGGUAGACAUUGUCAUGAGGCCCGACACGCCGCUCUGGCUCAGCCACAAUGUCUCGCAAGACUUGCAAGACAAGCUGGAGCAGCUCCCGUCCGUAGAGCGAGCAUUUGUUCAUGUCGACUUCGAGGUCGACCACAGGCCAGAACAUCAGGCUCAGAAGAAAGUAAAGUAA
Messenger RNA from Acaromyces ingoldii, 1116 nucleotides. RefSeq lists its product as hypothetical. Gene Ontology annotation, molecular function: monoatomic cation transmembrane transporter activity. NCBI's taxonomy places the organism in Eukaryota, Fungi, Basidiomycota, Exobasidiomycetes, Exobasidiales, Cryptobasidiaceae. The record is from RefSeq and is a predicted model, not a curated record. The transcript is spliced from 4 exons. Gene Ontology annotation, biological process: monoatomic cation transport; transmembrane transport. Bases 1 to 1116 code for a protein of 371 amino acids. Gene Ontology annotation, cellular component: membrane.